GGAAUGUGCUGUCCACUAGUCCCAUCUAAUCAUCAACAGCCGAAAACAUCUGGCUUCGUUGUGGACGUUCUUGUGUAUUAUUCUUAUUCUUCGUUGGUCUCGGUCAUCUGCCACUUAAUACCAGACUGUCAGAUAUGCCACGAUAGUCGCGGCACCGCAAACGCAAAUCAUGCCCGUGAAAGAGAUCUAUAUCCUCCGGCACGGCCACCGGCUGGCCUGGUCCUUGAACCCGAGGACGGGCAAGUACACUUCCAAUCACCCGUUCCCGACACGUCUACCAGCAGAUCCGCCGCUGGCGUCGCAUGGCGUGCGUCAAGCGCAAGAGACGGCAGCACAUCUCAGCGAAGCGUUCGCCGACUUGAUCAAGCAAGACCGGCUGCGGGUCUAUUCCAGCCUGUUCUACCGCUGUCUGGAAACCCUCCACCCGGUGAUGGAGGCCAUCUUGGAGCAGGUGCCGGCACAUGAUGUCAAAAGAAGGAGAAAUCUACAAGUUCGCGGCGAGAGAGGGCUGGGCGAAUGGUUCGGCCGCGCCUGGUUCGUCCAACCGCGCCCCGCGGAUCCUGAGAGGCUGCGGAAUGAGUUCUUCCCCUGGCUGGACGACUCGUACGCUUCCCGUGUCGUCCCGCCGGAGAAUGGCGAGCGGAUCCACGACCUGCACGACCGUGUGGCGCGCGCGUUGGCACGGGUCAUACAGGACGUGGACGAGGAGUAUGCGCGAGCCGGGAGGGGCAACGAGGAAGUGACGGUCUUGAUCUGUGGACAUGCCGCGCCGAUUAUCGCGAGCGGCAGGGCUCUGACAGGGGAGGUCCCCGAGGAUUGGGACGAGGAGGACUUUCGAUGUUUUACGUGCGGGCUCAGCAAAUUUGUGCGUCGGAAACUACCUCCUCCUUCUUCUUCCACCUCCUCUGGCGCUCAGAAGGAGGCGGACGAAGAGUACUGCUACCAUGACGAGGACUGGAGGAAUAAUGGCACCGGCGUCGCUGGGGGGUGGGAUUGCAUCUGGAAUAGCGAUUGCCGUCACUUGAGCCAGGGCGAGGAGAGAGGCUGGCAUUUCCACGGAGACGAGAGUUUUGAUUCUUACGAGGACUUAGAUGGCAGAGGCGUCAAGACGUCGGACGGAGGUAUUCAUCAGUCCAAGUUAUGAACUCGCUAGAAAUGGGAGAGGGUUGAGGUGGUUGGUUGUCUAUGGCGGAGCAUCCCGACCGAGGAUUUGCUGGAAGGAGAAAUAUGAGAGAUACCCUCCAUAUAGAUAGGUAGGUAGAGAUAGACCAUAGAGAGCCCACCUGGUGGUCGAGCACCAAGUCAGCAUGUCG
This is a messenger RNA of Cladophialophora immunda, 1313 nucleotides long. RefSeq lists its product as uncharacterized. The transcript has a single exon. The coding region runs from base 170 to 1144 and encodes 324 amino acids. The record is from RefSeq and is a predicted model, not a curated record. Lineage: Eukaryota; Fungi; Ascomycota; Eurotiomycetes; Chaetothyriales; Herpotrichiellaceae.